UAUGUACUAAUUACGUCAACUUUAUUUCUGACCAGUUUUGGGGAGUUGGUAUUUUCCCCGUCGUGCAAAAAGCCUUGAGUGGCCAUCUUAAUUUUUGUGUGUCUUUGCAUAUUCACUUAUGGAUCCAGUUUUCUGAAGUCUGUCAGAUAACAGAAAAAGUGACGGAUACACUUUAAAGCAUCAUCUUGGAUUGUGGCGGAAUCUGUCCUAAUAGGGUUUAGAUCCUACUGAUUUAAUUCCUUCUCUCCAAGAGGUAUAGAGAAAAAAGGAGAAAAAGAUAAAGCCAAACGGAUCAGUGAAGAAAUUGUUUUUAAGAACAGUGAAGCUUAAGUUAAUUCCCAUCUACUGACAAGAGUGGGCUUCUCUAGCUUGCACCGAUUUUUUGUUGUUGCAAUCUUUCUUUCUUACAUUAACGCAGGAUUUAGCGGAUGAGACGAGGCUUGGGAAAAUGGCUGAAUAAGAGAUCGCAGCGAAUCCACUUUGACUUGUGAUUGCACUGUUGGCGGGCACAGACUAUUGAUACUGCUGACGAUAUAUUGGUUGAGUCAUGUAACGAUAGAUUAACUGGAUAACGGUAUUUCUGUGUCUCUACAGAAGCUCCACCAGGUGGCAUGGUAAAAACAAAGACACAGCUGUAAAGCUGUCAUCAUGAAAAUCAGCGGUGUUCUAGGGGUCAUUUCCUGCCUCGUGACUCUAUCAUAUUCGGCAGAAAGAGAUCCACCUCAAGUCACACAAUCACCAAGAAAUCAAAAGGUUGCUGAAGACUCCAUUAUCAGUUUCUUCUGCAAGGCAUCAGGAAAUCCCCAGCCUCGCUUUCAGUGGGAGCGAGAUGGCAAACGGAUUAAUCCAAAACGGACACGUUACUUUAUUUACGAUAUGCCACAUGGAAGUGUUCUGAGGAUAGAGCCUGUGAAAGCACGGAGAGACCAAGCAACGUUCACAUGCAUCGCCGACAACGGUAUCGGAGAACCCGCCCGAUCCAACGCCUCGCUGAAGGUCUAUGCAAUGAACCGAGACAAGGGUAUUAACCCACAAUGGAAAAAAAUAUACAAAGGGAUACCAAAUGGUUACCCCAGCAUCACAGUUAACCCUGAGUUAAAGGCCGUGGAAAAGGAUCGCCAAGUGAAGAUGCAGUGUGAGGCGAUCGCACGAAAUGCAGAAGAAAUGGGCCGACCACACAUUUUCUGGAUCAAAGACUACAUUCCAGUUGAUAUGAGUGAUCCUAGAAUAUCCAUACAGCCCACAGGUACUCUGUUUAUUGAAAGAAGUCAAGAGUCGGAUGCUGGGAAGUAUGAAUGUGUUGCUGAAAAUCAAAUUGGAGUGACGUAUUCGUUUGCAGCCAACCUUUAUGUGCGAAAUGAUACUGACCAGCUACUGACCAUAGCAGUAAGAAGAGUCCCACCUCAUUUUACGAUACCACCAGAGAAUAGGGAGGUUGACCUACAUACAACCGUCAAUUUGACUUGCGUGGCCGUUGGGUCACCAAUGCCAGUGGUCAAGUGGAGGGAUGGACCAUUCGAGUUGAACACCGAUGAUGAAGUCAACAUUGGAAAAAAUGUUUUACAACUUCUCAAUGUCACAGAAACCAAGAAUUACACCUGUGUGGCCUCGUCUGACCUGGGAAACAUUGAAUCUGUGGCUGCAGUCACGGUGAAAGCACCAGGAACUCCGCCCCGCAAUGUCCACGCCCGACCGAUCAGCACAACUACCGUUAUUGUCGAAUGGCUGCCUCCAGAGAAACCCAACGGAAUUAUCAAGGGCUACAAGAUUUUCUACACACUAGAUCCUGAUCUUCCAAUCAUCCUGUGGAAACGACAUGAUGUCAACUCCGAUAAGAAUGUGGUGACCAUCGAGAACCUACAGGCUAAUGUGACCUACCACAUGUGUAUCUUGGCCUAUUCUAGCAAGGGGGAGGGGCCUGUAUCCGAUCUCAUCCAGGUCAUGACUCGUCAAGGAGCGCGAGAUAGUCAAUGUUCUAGGAAAACUUGUUUUCCCGAGAUUGUAGUGCCACUUCAGCCCAAAAAUUUGCAUGCGGCUGCAUUGUCGCCCAACCGUAUCGAAGUGACGUGGGACCCACCAGAGAACCAUCAAAGUGUUAUAAGCUACAGGUUAUAUUUCAAUGAUUCGUACCGUCGCCAGAGUGCCCAUAUCACUAUAGACCCGCCUGUGACCCGUUUUCGCCUGACCGAUCUGACGCCAAACACACUCUACCACAUCCAGGUGUCUGCCGUGUCGACGAAGGGUGAGGGCGCCCACACACCUACGAUCCAGGUCCAGACCCGACAGUUUGUUCCAAGUGGUGAGCCUCAAAAUCUUAGCGGCCGACCAAUCGACUCUCGGAGUAUUGAGGUCACGUGGAACCCUCCUCCUCCAGAUCAGCAAAAUGGUGACAUAACAGGCUAUAAGAUUUUUUACGUGAAAAAUGUGCCUGAUUUGUCAGAAGAAGAUGCUCAGUCUGUUACCGUGAAUGCAGUCCCCAACAAGUUGACGCUAGCGAACCUGUCGGUGUGGACGCAGUAUAAGAUUUGGGUGCUGGCGUCCACAAGUGUGGGUGAUGGCCCUAAAUCGCAGCCCAUCAUCGUGUCGACCGAUGAAGAUGUUCCUGGGCCUCCCAAAUCUGUCACAGUUGAAGCCAUUAACUCGACCACCAUAUUUGUUGAAUGGCGACCCCCAGAGACACAGCGAGAAAAUGGAAUUAUACGUGGCUACCAAGUAUACUGUGUUGUUGUAGACAGCAAAAAUCGGCCAAAGGCUGGUACAGAACGUAUCUUUGACACAACUGAUGGUAAUCGACGGGAAGCGGUCAUCACUAGUCUUGACCCUGCCACCAAGUAUUCUAUCAAGGUGGCCGGUUAUACAAGGAGGGGCGACGGUCAGCGCAGUAAAGAGAAGUUCAUCGUCACAUCAGGGGCAGUUCCCACUAUGCCACGGAACCUUAACGUGGAAUUCCUGGGCGAAGAUCCUCCACAAGUUCAGGUCACAUGGCAGCGGCCGCGAGAAACCCACGGCAAGCUGGCCGGCUAUAAGGUGUUCUGGGGACGGAGAGGGGAAAAAUACUCGCUGGUCAAUCUAGGCCCCAUACAUCAUGCUUACAUCUCGGAUAUCUUAGACAAAGGAGCCACGUACGAAUUCCUUGUUGUUGCACGAAACGAGGAGGGUGACGGUGUGAGAGCGUCUCAAAUUAUCACAACACCAGAUGGAAUCCCCGAUGGGGCCCCGCAGAAUUUCACUGCGACGGGGCUGACAGAGACCAGUGUGAGGCUGGAGUGGGACUUGCCAGCUAAAAAACUGCAAAAUGGCGAGAUAAUCAUGUAUCAACUUAUCUACCAUAAGAUGGCCGACCCCACUGAUACGGAGGACCUAAACAUCACGGGCAUUCAGCACGACGUUCACAACCUCGAGAUGAAUACCGAUUAUGUUUUUCAAGUUAAGGCCUACACAAGUCAAGGAGCAGGUCCAUGGACUGUGCAGCACCCGUUCCACACGUUCGGACCAAUGUUGCCUCCACCGGAAAAAAUUAAACUGAUACGGUCUGCCCCGGAUACCAUCCUGGUCACAUGGGACGAACCUAAGCUCCCUGUGGCAGGGUAUAGGGUCUACUAUAACAUGUUUGAGCUACAGAAGAUGGAACUCUGGCAGAAGGAAGACAUUGGACCGUAUACCGUCACUGAACUGACCAAUCUGGACAGUUUCUCCGUAUACGCAGUUCGCAUCCAGGCUAGAUCUGUUGAUGGUCGCUAUGGCAACCUGUCGGAAGCUGUUGUUUGUCCAGUGGGAACAUCGCAGCCUUUGACCAAUGACGUACCAACCAACUUCCACGUGUCGAUGAGGACGUCUGUUGACGUAAAUCUUGUGUGGGAGAUUCCAAAGAAGCCUCAGGUCAUAACCUACACACUUUCCUAUUCCGGGGUAAAGAAAUACCGUGAGGAUAAUGUGAUGCAGACAUAUCACCAGCCACGCAAGGAUGCGCGCAUUCAUGGUCUUACAACCUCUUUCACGGUCGAGAAUCUGCUUCCGAAAACCAAAUACACAUUCAACAUCUCCGCAUUCUUCCAGGAUGGAACACAAGGCGGUGUCAACUCUCUAGUAGUCCAAACCAGGAUUGAAGCACCGAAGGAGGUGAGGAAACCACUUGUGUCGAAAAUCUCUGGCCAGGAAGUGACCGUCAUCCUGAAACCAGCAUCUGAAGCAAAUGGUGGUCUUAGCUACUAUUACCUAGUGGUGGUCCCUCUCAUCAACACCACAACCAAACGACCAGAGGACAUUAGUAAUGACGAGUUGUCGGUGGAAAUAUCUCCAGAGCUGCCAUCAGCCAAACCCUACAUCGCAGCCAAGUUUGAUGCCCAGCACCUUCCUAAGGAGUUCAAUCUCGGCAACAGGGACACCUUAGGGGGCUACACCAACAGACCACUUGACCAUGGGAUGAAGUACAAGACAUUCCUGCGAGCUUUCACUGUGGACACUAAACUUUACAAAACCAGUCAAUACUCAGAAAUCAUCAAUCUGAGCCACAUCAACCCCCAUAUUCCAAAGAACCCCGACAGUUCAAAUGAUCACCUAAUCCCACAGUCUGCACAAGCUAGCGAAAAAAGUCUGCUCAUCAUCAUGAUCGUCGCCCCGGUCUGUGCAGGGGUGGCACUCAUCAUCAUUGGGUGUAUCGUCCUGAUCUGGCACAUGAGGAGGAAGGCUACCCGUAAAGAAAAGAGUCCGGAGCCAACAUCUGGGAAGGUGUUUGUGGACGUACCACCUCAUCCAUGUGAUCCUGUCGAACUUCGUAGACAGCAUUAUCAAACACCAGGUAUGAUCAGUCAUCCACCGAUCCACAUCCACAUGCUACAGGAACACAUUGACAAUCUGAAGAACAAUGACAACCUGAAGUUCUCUCAAGAGUACGAGUCGAUCGAACCGGGUCAACAGUUCACGUGGGACAACUCCAACUAUGAGGUCAACAAACCUAAAAAUAGAUACGCCAAUGUCAUAGCGUACGACCACUCCCGUGUGAUUCUCCAACCGAUCGACAGCGUCCCGGGCAGCGAUUACGUCAACGCAAACUACAUGGAUGGAUAUCGUAAACAAAAUGCCUACAUCGCAACACAGGGACCACUUCCGGAGACAUUUGGAGAUUUCUGGCGCAUGAUGUGGGAACAACGAUCAGCAACCAUCGUCAUGAUGACUAAAUUAGAAGAAAGGUCAAGGAUAAAGUGUGACCAGUACUGGCCUCACCGUGGAGCGGAGCAUUACGGCCUGAUGCACGUCCUACUGGUAGAUGUGACAGAACUAUCUACCUACACGAUACGAACCUUCCAUAUCUCCAGGUACGGUUUCCCGGAGAAGCGUGAGAUUCGCCAGUUCCAGUUCACCGCCUGGCCAGAUCAUGGUGUUCCUGACCAUCCCACACCUCUCCUAAUGUUCAUGAGGCGUGUCAAAACUAGCAACCCUCCCGACGCCGGGCCAAUGGUAGUCCACUGCAGUGCUGGAGUCGGAAGAACAGGAGCCUUCAUAGUCAUAGACGCCAUGUUGGAACGAAUUCGACAUGAAAAGACAGUAGAUAUAUAUGGUCAUGUGACCUGCUUACGAGCGCAGCGUAAUUACAUGGUACAGACGGAGGACCAGUAUAUAUUUAUCCACGACGCACUGUUAGAAGCUGUUACUUGUGGGAACACAGAGGUACCCGCGCGUAACCUGUCCGUACACAUACAGAAACUGAUGCAGCCAGAACCAGGAGAAACCGUCACAGGCAUGGAAUUGGAAUUUAAGCGGUUAGCAAACAUGAAGGCUAGUCCAAAUCGCUUUGUUAGUGCAAAUCUUCCAGUGAAUAAAUUCAAGAAUAGACUUGUUAACAUUUUACCUUUUGAAUCUACAAGAGUAGCCCUACAGCCAAUCCGAGGAGUGGACGGUUCCGAUUACAUCAAUGCCAGUUUUAUAGAUGGGUACAAGUACUGCCAGGCUUACGUGGCUACCCAGGGCCCCCUGUCAGAGACGACGGAGGACUUCUGGAGGAUGCUUUGGGAACACAACUCUACCAUUAUCGUGAUGCUCACUAAGCUGCGAGAAAUGGGACGUGAGAAAUGUCACCAAUACUGGCCCAGUGAGAGGUCGGCGAGGUACCAGUACUUUGUCGUUGACCCAAUGGCCGAGUAUAACAUGCCACAGUACAUCCUUAGAGAGUUCAAGGUCACUGAUGCCAGGGACGGUCAGUCUCGGACCAUCAGACAGUUCCAGUUUACAGACUGGCCAGAGCAGGGCGUACCCAAAUCUGGAGAGGGCUUCAUUGAUUUCAUCGGCCAGGUCCACAAAACAAAGGAACAGUUUGGACAGGAGGGACCAAUCUCUGUUCACUGCAGUGCUGGAGUUGGAAGAACAGGGGUGUUUAUAACCCUUAGUAUCGUCCUGGAGAGGAUGAGGUACGAGGGGGUGGUCGAUAUGUUCCAGACUGUCAAGAUGCUGAGGACACAAAGACCAGCUAUGGUCCAGACGGAGGAUCAGUACCAGUUCUGUUACCGAGCUGCUCUCGAGUAUUUGGGAUCCUUCGACCAUUAUGCAGCAUAGGCGUGUUGCUGCACCACCGAGUGCAUGUUUGUCCAUGGAAACAGCGAGGAUAACCUGCGUUGUGUGACACGAUCAUAUGAUGAAGUCAUGUGACAACAAAACAGCCAAAUAAUACGGUGUCAAUCAACAAUUUCUGUACGUAACCAUGGAAACAUGAACCUAUUUCUGCGGGUGUGUCGUUCAACCAGUUGAUAGAUCGAACUGUGUGUCCUUUAUUGUCGGACAAUCAAAGGGAGACAAUGCAUGGGACGGUUGUUGGUGGAUGUGUCAAGCAUCAUUGUAGUCAGGAAUAUCUGUAGGAAAAGGACCAAUUGUUUAGUGAUCAGGACAAAAUGGACGACAGUCGGGGUGACUCAAGGAGUCACGGCAACAUGUGCAAUAUCUAUUGACCACUGCACCAUACAUGGUAAGCAUGUUAAAAACAUGCAGGACAACUUGAAAGUUUGACCACUGGUCACUGUAGUUAUGGACCAAGACACUUCACUAAUGACGUGGUGGUGACUUACCCGUCAUAGUGAAGACAUCACCCAAGUGGGACCUAUACAUACUACAUUUAACGGAGGCCUGCCCAGAGCUGACACAUCUCAUAGAAUCAGUGUAUAACGGAUCAGUGGCCAUUUUGACUAGAAAUUUUAUGUCAUUUCAGUACCAGUGACGUAGCAUUAUAGACUUACAUAGGAUACUUUAUUAUGGUACUUAAAAUGUUAUAUACAAUGUAACGUGGGUCUGUGUACUCUCCCCUUCAUCAUUAUGUUGCCAAAGAUAGUGUCAGGUGUGCGUGGGAGCAUGUGUGUGUUAGGAAUCAUGGUACAAUAUAACGUUAUAAAAAACAUAAUGAGUUAUCUGCCCUUUGGGGUUUGUGAUGGAAUAUUGGCUCUAAGGUGUUAACCUUUGGAAAAUUGAACAUUUGUAUCAAAUUGUUCUCCUGGACCGAACAAUGAUUGGAUCAUUUAUUUACAGAUUCAUUGAUAGUUAUGGUGCUUUGUUUCGUUUUUUGCCUUUCUGUAGAGUGUGGGUAAUAAAUGUGCUCGUUGUUCAACUGCCCGAUCAAUAACUCAAUUAAAACCACCGAAUUUUUGUAUUAUGAAAUCAUUGUAUUAUGUUCCCAUGACAACCUGUCAGCACUCGUGUCCAUAUUUAUUGCAAUGAAAUUUACCCUCAACCAGGACACCUUGCAUUAGUUAGCUGUGUGUAGACAGUGUGGUUCACUAUUGUUAGACGAUAGCCAUCACCAUAGCAACAAAAAUGCUUUAUCUAAACGGGGGAGAAACAGAAGACAGAUCAGCCGUAACUGUGCUUUAGUCUUACAAAGUGCUGUGUUACUCUGAAACUGUUAGCAAGUGUGUUACUGCGAGUACAGGACUAGGAAUUAUAUUGGGGAAGGGCUAUUUAUGGGGAUGAUUUGAAUGUGUGUAUGUGAGCGAGACUUGUAGCGGGGGGAUUGUCUAACAUGUUCGAGGCAGUAGAAUAAUCUACAGAUAGAAAGGUCUUGAAAGACUACUUAAUUCCCAAGUUUGUUUCCCAUCAACUGUCAUCUGCCUAAACCUUAUCAUACACAAUUUAAACAAAAGGCAACCAAAAUCUUACUCUAUAGGUCUUGAAAGCAGGAGGCAUUUGAAACACGUUUUUUCAUCUUGAAUGGUUGCCAUUGAAAUUUAAACACAGGACAUGGUCUAUUUAAUGAAUCAAAUGCCAGUCCCAUUUUGGGAUGUAAGCAGGAUGAUUUGAAACACUUGUGGUAAUACCACUCCUUCAAAAGGAGUCUCUGAUGAAAUGCUUCUAUUUAAAUUAAUCUAAAUCUAAAGACAUCAGACAGUUGAUGGAGAGGUCAUACUCACUUGGAGUUAAAGGUUAAAGGUCACAGAAAUGUUUACAAAGAAAUCCACAUAGUCAGCCUGUAGUCAUGAAAACCACUCGCUGUUCUAAAGAAACAUUAUCAUGGACACAGUUUCUAAAGUCUCCUUUAUAUAGAAUCUGUGGUUACCAAGGUCAGUUUGGAAAUUUUAUGAUGUAUGCGGUGUUGACUUGAAAUUUUAU
Molecule: messenger RNA, 8586 nt
Organism: Mizuhopecten yessoensis (Yesso scallop)
Lineage: Eukaryota; Metazoa; Mollusca; Bivalvia; Pectinida; Pectinidae
Product: tyrosine-protein phosphatase Lar-like
Exons: 38
Coding region: 649-6549 (1966 amino acids)
Biological process (GO): protein dephosphorylation
Molecular function (GO): protein binding; protein tyrosine phosphatase activity
Source: RefSeq, a predicted model, not a curated record